Messenger RNA from Trichoderma atroviride IMI 206040, 1821 nucleotides. RefSeq lists its product as uncharacterized. Gene Ontology annotation, biological process: regulation of DNA-templated transcription. Gene Ontology annotation, molecular function: zinc ion binding; transcription cis-regulatory region binding; DNA-binding transcription factor activity, RNA polymerase II-specific. Gene Ontology annotation, cellular component: nucleus. The record is from RefSeq and is a predicted model, not a curated record. Lineage: Eukaryota; Fungi; Ascomycota; Sordariomycetes; Hypocreales; Hypocreaceae.
AUGAAUCAACCAACAACGACGGGCGUCGGCCGAGGUGGGUACGGCCGCGCCUGUAUGACCUGUUUCAAAGCAAAGACUAGAUGCUUGAGACCGAAGGUUGGAGCAGCUUGUGUGAGAUGCAGUCGACUUGCAAAGGAGUGUGUAGCUGCGCCGGCCGGUCGCAGAACAAAUCUUGGACAAGGCUCGACACAGGCUGGCUGUUCAAAAACUGCAAAGAUCGAGCAAAAACUCGACAGCUUAGUCGCUAUACUGCAGUCUCGGGUUCCUUCAACACUGUCCCAGAAGGAGAACCUUCUAAGUCGUGGGUCUCUUACUGGCGGGGAAGCCCACCAAAAUGUCACCACUACUAGCAUUGAGGACGCGCUCUCCUCCACUCCAUUUUCGUCACCCACUUCCCUCCAUGCGCCAACGGGAGAUCCAGAGGCUUCUCGUAUAUCACAAAUGGAGCGUGAUAUCAUAAGCCUUUUGGGUCAGGAUGCUGAGAAUGCUCUCGACUUCUUCCGCUGCCGUAUCUUGCCAGCUUUUCCGUUCAUGCAUAUUCCAGCCUCAUUAACCGCGCGGGCUGUGUGCAAGACAUACCCAAGCUUGUGGCUUUGCAUCAUAUCCAUCACUAGCAAAUCAUUGGCACAGAAAAGGGUCCUGGGAGACAUGAUCAGGAAAAAUCUCGCUCAGGGAAUACUGGUGGACGAGAAAAGGAAUAUGGAUCUUCUGCUGGCGUGUAUUGCGUACAUGGGGUGGGUACACCAUCACAUGAAAGAAGAACCUCGUCUAACUACUUGGGUGCGACUCGCAACGACUGUUAUACUCGACCUGCGGUUAAAUCAGUCACCUGCUGAUGAAGCUCGCGAAUCUCAAGCCAAUGAUAGUGUUGAAAAACGGAGGGCUGUUCUGGGAGCUUAUCUGACUAGCUCAAUAGUCUGCAACUUCCAGAACUCCGAGACGCUUUUUCAGUGGACACCAUAUAUGGAAGACUGUUUGCAAGAUUUAGCGCAUGCUCCUCAAUGGAUCGGUGACAAGGUAUUGGUCUCGCAGAUCAAAUUUCACAGGGUCAUUGAUCAGAUACCGUGCUCUCUACGUGAGAAACUGGAACCCGGGGUUAUUAUUCCGUUUGCAAUGGCGUUGCAUGGCCACCUGCAAGAAGUUCAUACAAAUUUGUCUCAGGAUCUCAAACAAAACAAUAUAAUAUUACUUUACUUCCACAGUGUGAAGCUGUUGGUGGAUGAGAUAGAGUUCAACAGUUAUGUGCCAGAUGCGGGCAAAAUCAACAUUAAUGCAAAUGCUUCGCCAGUAACGCAAAUGCAACGGCUACAGUGUCUUCACAGGUGCCUCGGCUCAGUUGAUGCGUGGUGCAGCACAUUCUUUAGCAUGUCUAGCGACGUCUAUUUCGAGUCGCCUUUCGCCGUAGUCUCUCAUCAACUUAGCCGGAUUCUAAAGAUGCUUGUCAACCUGACAUUCUUAUGUGAAUCCGGCUGGGAUUGCAACGAAGUGCGGGCAAAGGUCGAUCUUUUUGAUACGAUUGAAAAUGUCGCGUCUGGCCUUGAUAGACUUCAAUAUUUGCUGGAUGGCGACGACGGAGUUGAGGGACAAUCGGUCAAGGCGUCUAGGGCACUACGACUCAACAAAUCGACCAUUCAAGCGGAGUUCCUUUCCCGACAACAAAGCGCUUCAGGAUGUGCGGGGGCUGAUGGAGGGCAACUCAAUCCACCAGAAUUGUUUUGUGGCAAUGCGGGGUACCCUCUGAAUAUCUUUCUUGACAACCAAUGGACAUCAGAAGCUUGGGAAAGUGUAGAAGUCGGAGAAGGAUGGGUAGCGAGCGAGUAG